This is a messenger RNA of Rana temporaria (common frog), 3895 nucleotides long. RefSeq names its product leucine rich repeats and immunoglobulin like domains 2 (gene LRIG2). Gene Ontology annotation, molecular function: protein binding. The record is from RefSeq and is a predicted model, not a curated record. NCBI's taxonomy places the organism in Eukaryota, Metazoa, Chordata, Amphibia, Anura, Ranidae. The transcript is spliced from 19 exons. The coding region runs from base 17 to 3280 and encodes 1087 amino acids.
GAGCCACAGGGAGAAGAUGGAAGCCGCUACAUGGCUAGCUCUGGGGGUCCUCCUAGCUGUGCUGCUGCUGGAGGCCGCAUCCUCCGAUACGUCCUGCCCGGCUCCGUGUGUAUGCGAGGGCCGAAUGCUGGACUGCAGCAGAAGAAGACUGGGCCGGCUUCCCGCAGCGCCCCUGCCAGAGGGCAUCACCAGCCUGGAGAUAAGCCAUAAUUGGUUGACUCUAUCCAACAGCAGUCUGGUGCCAGAAUUGUACUCUCUGCAAGAAGUGAAAAUGAAUUACAAUGAGCUAACUGCAAUCCCUCCCCUUGGAGAACCAACCGCUAAUAUUACUCUUCUUUCUUUAAUACAUAAUAAAAUUUCAGAGCUAAACGGAGAUUUGCUUCAGCAGUACCUUUCAUUGGAAACCUUGGACCUCAGCUCAAAUCUUCUCACAGAAAUAAAAAGCUCUCAUUUUCCACGGAUCCCUUUGAAGUACUUGAAUCUAAGUAACAAUAGAAUUACCACUUUGGAAGCUGGAUCUUUUGACAACUUGUCUGGGUCUUUAAUAGUUUUAAAACUGAACAGGAACAAAAUCGGUUUGAUUCAACCAAAAAGCUUGAAGCUCCCUCAUUUGCAGUUCCUUGAAUUGAGGCGUAACCGAAUUCAAAUUGUGGAGAGCUUGACUUUUCAAGGGCUGGAUUCUCUGAAAUCUUUAAAACUGCAACGGAAUGGUAUCGGCAAACUCAUGGACGGGGCAUUUUUUGGACUAGACAACAUGGAGCAGUUAGAAUUGGAAUAUAAUAAUGUCUCGGACAUAAAUAAAGGUUGGCUCUAUGGAUUGCGAUCUCUACAGCAGCUUAUCAUGAACCAGAAUGCUGUUCACAGGAUCAGUCCAGAUGCAUGGGAGUUCUGCCAGAAUCUGUUGGAUCUGGACGUGUCAUACAACCAGCUGAAUCGUUUGGAUGAGUUUGCAUUUGUUGGGCUGAGCUCACUGGAAAAACUGAACCUAGGUGAUAACCGGAUAAAUCACAUUGCUGAAGGCGUUUUUAAGGGUCUUUCAAACCUUCUGACAUUGGACCUUCGAAAUAAUGAGAUCUCCUGGGCUAUUGAAGAUUCUAAUGAAGCAUUUGCUGGACUGGUCAAGCUGAAUACACUCAUUUUGCAAGGGAACAAGAUUAAAUCCAUCACGAAGAAAGCUUUCACUGGCCUGGAUUCCUUGCAGCAUCUUGACUUGAGCAACAAUGGGGUCAUGUCUGUGCAAGAUGAUGCCUUUGCUCACGUUAAACUUCAGGAAUUAAACCUAAACACAAGCAGUUUGCUUUGUGACUGCCAGCUAAAAUGGUUCCCCCAGUGGCUCAUUGACAAUGGUUUUCAGCAUUCUGUGAAUGUGAGUUGCGCUCAUCCUGAUUGGCUCUCCGGGCGUUCUCUACUCGGUGUGGAUGCAGGAGAUUUUAUCUGCGAUAACUUUCCUAAACCGCAAAUCAAAUUACAUCCUGAGACAACAGUGGCAUUGAGAGGAAUGAAUGUGACGCUCAUAUGUUCUGCAGGCAGUAGCAGUGAUUCCGCCAUGUAUACGACAUGGAGAAAAGAUAGUGAAAUCCUGUAUGAUGCCAAAGUAGAAACCUUUGCCAGAUAUUAUAAAAAUGGACUGGAGCUCAUAGAGUACACUACAGUUUUGCAUCUGUUUAAUGUGAACUUUACAGAUGAAGGGAAAUACCAGUGUGUCAUCACCAACCAUUUUGGAUCCAAUUACUCCAGUAAAGCUAAGCUCACAGUCAAUGAAAUGCCUUCAUUCCUGAAAACUCCAAUGGAUCUGACCAUCCGCACUGGUGCCAUGGCACGUUUGGAAUGUGCAGCAGAAGGUCACCCACCUCCCCAAAUUGCAUGGCAGAAAGACGGGGGAACAGAUUUUCCUGCAGCCCGAGAACGUCGUAUGCACGUUAUGCCCGAAGAUGAAGUUCUAUUUAUCGUCAAUGUUAAAAUUGAAGACAUGGGUCUUUAUAGCUGUAUGGCUCAAAAUGCUGCAGGAAGUAUAUCAACCAAUGUCACACUGACUGUGUUGGAAACGCCAUCAUUCAUAAGACCCCUAGAAGACAGAACAGUUGCCCGUGGGGAGACUGCUGUGCUGCAGUGUAUAGCUGGGGGAAGCCCUGCUCCACGUUUGAAUUGGACUAAAGAUGAUGGUCCUCUGGUGGUCACUGAGCGGCAUUUCUUUGCUGCUGCAAAUCAGCUGCUUAUCAUUGUGGAUACAGGACCUGAAGAUGCAGGGAAAUACACAUGUAGCAUGUCCAAUACUCUUGGAACUGAAAGAGGUCACAUUAACCUUUACGUACUGUCAUCCCCUAAUUGCGACUCUUCCCAGAAUGUCAUAGGCUUUGAAGAAGAUGGUUGGACUACUGUGGGCAUUGUUAUAAUUGUUGUCGUCUGUUGUGUGGUGGGGACAUCUUUGGUCUGGGUUAUUGUCAUAUACCACAUGCGGAGGAAAAAUGAAGACUACAGCAUAACCAGCACCGAGGACAUGAACUUACCGGCUGAUAUUCCAAGCUACCUUUCUUCCCAGGGAACACUGUCAGAGCCACCAGAAGGAUACAGUAAUUCUGAAGCUGGCAGUCACCAACAGCUCAUGCCUACUGCCAGCGGCUGCGUUCACAAAGGAACCGAUGGAUUAUAUGUAGAUACUGGAAGUGAGGCAGAUGCAGAAAUCCUAAAUACCCCAUUUGCAGCAAAUAUGCAGAAUAGCCGAAUUCCCCCAUUAUAUGGAGUUCGUGGGGGCAUGCACCCAGGAGAGAUGCGCGACAGUCAUCCAGUACAAGGUGCUGGACAACAUAUGAUCUGCUCUGACUGCUAUGAUAAUGCUAAUAUCUACUCACGGACUAGAGAAUAUUGUCCAUAUACAUACAUGACAGAGGAGGACCCAAUGGACCAAACUUUGUCUAGCUUUAUGGCACAAGUUCCAAAGGAGACUUUCCUGUCUCUCUCUAAUGAAGUGGGAGCGUCUGCUGCUAAAAGAGAUAUAUCUCCAUUCCUCAACUAUGACAGAAAGGAGGGCGUAAAACCCAACUGUGAUUCAUGUUCUUGUCCAAAUUGGCCCAUAAAGAAAGAUGGCAACUUGCCAGCAGCACCACACCCUCCCUUAUGCCACCAUUCUGUUGGUCAUGAAAAAACCUUAUUCAGAAAUGAAGGACCACCUUCAGUCAAGGCAGAAGAGCAUCCCCUGCCAAGACCUUGCUUGAGAUCUUAUGACCAAGACUGUGACCUAAGCAGGACUCUAUUUAUUGGCGAUUACAAGGAAACGACCUAAUCAUACCAAACAAAUCUGCAAGUCAGCUGACUUUGUGUGGACUACCUCAGAAUUUACUCCAUGGCCAAAAAGUGCUAUAAUAGGCUUGUUUACAAAUGUUGAGUGGACCAAUGCAAACAAAAAAAUGCCACUGCAUUGAAGUGCAGAGAGGUAAAUACUAUGUAGCUUGGAUUGGUCAAAACAUGAGCACUUGUCGCUUCUACAGUUAUAUGCUUCAAAGAUCGAGUCAGUUGGAACAUUGGUUGUGACCAUAGUGGCUUAUUAUGUGAUCUCCUGAACUACUACAGAUGGACAUUUGUAACAUGUUGCAUUGUCACAGGCUCACAGUAAAGUGGAUUUACUCAUUGCGAUGUGUGCAAUGUCAGCAUAUGCUCAAUGAACACAUGCCUAAGCAUGUACCUUCACAGCUGGUACUAGCAGUCUUAUGCACGUGGUACUAGUCGGAAAUGCAUACAAGUACUGCGAUAAUCGGUAAAGCUUUUGAACGUUACUGCAAAUAACAUUAAAGCAGUAGCUAUGACUUUAUGUUAUUUAUACCAGCUAUAUCAAGUGAAUUUACAGUCUAAGAUUACUGAAACCUAGAAUUAAAUAAGAAAACAUUCCAUGGAAAGGCAA